Scaptodrosophila lebanonensis is the source of this 355-nucleotide messenger RNA. Its product is annotated as immediate early response 3-interacting protein 1. The transcript has 3 exons. The record is from RefSeq and is a predicted model, not a curated record. Lineage: Eukaryota; Metazoa; Arthropoda; Insecta; Diptera; Drosophilidae. The coding region runs from base 64 to 306 and encodes 80 amino acids. Gene Ontology annotation, cellular component: endoplasmic reticulum membrane; Golgi membrane; COPII-coated ER to Golgi transport vesicle. Gene Ontology annotation, biological process: endoplasmic reticulum to Golgi vesicle-mediated transport.
UGACGUCAACAAAAUAGUGUGCGUCUGACUCUAAAGCUAUAUUGCAACAAAUUUUGUAAGAAAAUGUUUACACUUUGGACGCUCAUUGAGGCUUCGCUGCUCUGCCUUAAUGCCGUAUGCAUUCUGCAUGAGGAACGCUUCCUGGCAAAGUUUGGCUGGGGCAGACAAGCGGGUCAGCAGGAUUUUGGUGCUCCAUCGGCAAAAGAUCAAGUACUCAAUCUCAUCCGCUCUAUACGUACAGUCGCCAAAAUUCCGCUGAUAUUUCUUAAUAUAAUAGCGAUUAUAUUUAAAUUAUUACUUGGAUAAUGUAGAGACUAUUGAAAUAAAUAUACUCUAUAAUGUUUUUUGUCUUAGA